GUCAGCAGCAGCAGUAGCUGCAGCGGCAGCAGCAGAAGAAAGAUCAGAAAGAAAAGACACCGGACGGCAAAUUCAUUGACAGAUAUUUCUUGCGUGUGUUUGCGGUGGAAAAAAGCCUCAGAAUAUUUGCACCAUGGCAGCCGAUAACGCAGGACUAGAAGAUGAAAAGAUGUGGGACGACGAGGAAGAUGCACUAGCAGAGGAAGUACUGCGUAUGUCUACGGAUGAGAUUGUUUCAAGAACAAGAUUACUCGAUAAUGAGGUCAAAAUUAUGAAGAGUGAAGUUAUGCGCAUCUCUCAUGAGCUCCAAGCACAAACAGACAAGAUCAAAGAAAAUACUGAGAAAAUUAAGGUCAACAAGACGCUUCCCUAUCUGGUGUCCAAUGUCAUUGAGCUUUUAGAUGUUGACCCUGAAGAGACUGAAGAGGAAGGGGCUGUUGUAGAUUUAGAUUCUCAGCGCAAGGGUAAAUGCGCAGUUAUUAAGACAUCUACAAGACAAACAUACUUUCUACCUGUGAUUGGUUUGGUGGAUGCAGAAAAGUUAAAGCCUGGCGACUUGGUUGGAGUCAAUAAAGACUCCUAUCUGAUAUUAGAAACCUUACCUGCUGAAUAUGAUGCUCGUGUCAAAGCUAUGGAAGUUGAUGAAAGACCCACUGAGCAGUACUCUGACAUUGGUGGUCUUGACAAGCAAAUCCAGGAGUUGAUUGAGGCAGUUGUUCUACCCAUGACGCACAAGGAGAAAUUUGUCAAUUUGGGGAUUCACCCACCUAAAGGUGUUCUCCUCUAUGGUCCUCCAGGAACAGGAAAAACACUUUUAGCCCGAGCCUGUGCUGCUCAGACUAAGUCAACAUUUUUGAAGCUAGCUGGCCCCCAACUUGUGCAAAUGUUUAUUGGUGAUGGAGCUAAACUUGUACGGGAUGCGUUUGCUUUGGCCAAAGAAAAGUCUCCAGCAAUUGUUUUCAUUGAUGAAUUAGAUGCUAUAGGUACAAAGCGUUUUGACUCUGAGAAAGCAGGGGACCGUGAAGUUCAGAGAACCAUGUUAGAGCUGCUUAACCAACUGGAUGGCUUUAGUUCCACUGCAGAUAUUAAGGUUAUUGCAGCCACUAACAGAGUGGACAUUCUUGAUCCUGCAUUACUGCGGUCAGGUCGUCUAGACCGAAAAAUUGAGUUCCCUCAUCCAAAUGAAGAGGCUAGAGCAAGAAUUAUGCAAAUUCAUUCAAGGAAAAUGAAUGUCUCUCCAGAUGUAAACUUUGAAGAACUGUCAAGGACUACUGAUGACUUUAAUGGGGCACAGUGUAAAGCUGUUUGUGUUGAAGCUGGUAUGAUUGCACUUCGUCGCAGUGCAUCUAUUGUAACACAUGAAGACUUCAUGGAUGCCAUUAUGGAAGUUCAAGCUAAGAAGAAAGCAAAUUUGAACUACUAUGCUUAAGCUUUUAUAAAAUUGGUUAACUCAUAUGAUUUAUAAAUUAAUUAAUUUAAGGAGUUCAAUCUCUUAUAUAACUUGAAAUUGCAGCAACAAGAGUUUCUUACUGCUGCAGUUUUUUUCUAACCUUCUUGGUCCUUCAACAGUUAAUGAAUGAAUUAAAACAAACGCCACUGGA
This is a messenger RNA of Frankliniella occidentalis (western flower thrips), 1601 nucleotides long. RefSeq names its product 26S proteasome regulatory subunit 6A-B. Gene Ontology annotation, molecular function: proteasome-activating activity; ATP binding; ATP hydrolysis activity. Bases 134 to 1429 code for a protein of 431 amino acids. Gene Ontology annotation, cellular component: proteasome regulatory particle, base subcomplex. Gene Ontology annotation, biological process: proteasome-mediated ubiquitin-dependent protein catabolic process. Lineage: Eukaryota; Metazoa; Arthropoda; Insecta; Thysanoptera; Thripidae. The transcript has 8 exons. The record is from RefSeq and is a predicted model, not a curated record.